Galendromus occidentalis (western predatory mite) is the source of this 3260-nucleotide messenger RNA. Its product is annotated as protein turtle. The record is from RefSeq and is a predicted model, not a curated record. Bases 1 to 2973 code for a protein of 990 amino acids. Gene Ontology annotation, molecular function: protein binding. NCBI's taxonomy places the organism in Eukaryota, Metazoa, Arthropoda, Arachnida, Mesostigmata, Phytoseiidae. The transcript has 16 exons.
AUGUUGUCAGUGGUUCGAGUGGUGCAUCCCGAGCUUCGUCUGGAUACGAUGAGUAGUCAUGUCGUCCAUGUUCUGUGCUCGUUGUCUGUGAGUCUCUGGUUAGUUCUUCUUCUACUUCUGGGAUCAACCGCCGUCGAUCAAGCCUCUGCUCAUGAAGGCCUCCACAUCGAACAGGAAAUCGUCACCGUGCGGGCGGUCAUGGGAGGUCGGGCGGAUCUGCCUUGCGACAUCGAGAUCCCGCAAGAGAACGAUGCGAUCUCACUGAUCCUCUGGUAUCACGGAGACUCGCGGGGCAUUCCCAUCUAUUCGUUGGACUCGCGGGACCUCCCGUUGCACCAGGCGCGGCCGUUCCCCAGUGCCGAAUACAUACAUCGAGCGUACUUCGAUGUUAUGGCACGGCCACCCUAUCUCAAACUCGAGCCCGUCCUGGAAUCCGAUGUCGGAGAGUAUCGGUGCAGAGUAGACUACAGCAGACAACGAACACAGAAUAGAAUCAUCAAGCUCGAAGUUGUCGUACCUGCGAGAGACGUCCGUAUUCGAAACCCCGAAGGAAAAGUUUUGAGCGGCGUCAUCGGGCCGUAUGACGAGGGAUCGCGCCUCGUCCUCAUUUGCGAAGCCACCGAUGCCAAACCCCGGCCUCAGGUCACGUGGUGGCGAGGAGAAAAACUGAUCGACAAAUUGGACAAAAUCCAUGACGAGAGGCUCGUGUCCAACGAGUUGAUAAUCAGCCGUCUUCAGCGACACGAUCUGCUGACGACAUUGACGUGCCGUGCGGAGAACACGAACAUCUCGAACGCAAACACGCAACGGACCGCUAGCGUCACCCUAAAUAUGAAUCUUCGUCCAUUGGAUGUACGAAUAACUUCGAUGAAAAGACCGCUGUCGGCCGGCCAAGAGACCGAAGUUACCUGUCGCUCAACAGGGGGGAGACCAGCACCUCAACUCACGUGGUGGAUUGGUCGCAAAAGACUCAAUAUACUUCGUGACAACGUAUCUCACGGUGAUAACUACACAUCGAAUACAGUGGCGUUUUUGCCGAGCAUCCACGAUAACGGGAAAUUCCUGUCGUGUCGAGCAGACAACCCGCUACUGUCGGAUUCGGGCCUCGAGGACGGAUGGACGCUGAAUAUUCACUACGUUCCUCAGCUUGACGUUUCCAUCGGAGCCAACAUGAAACACCCAUCUAUUCGCGAGGGAGGCGAUGUUUACUUCGAGUGCAUGAUCAAAGCCAACCCACCGGUGACUGAAAUUGGAUGGAAGUUUGAAGGGCAGCUACUUUACCCGGACAAACACCAAGGAAUCAUCAUCACAAAUCAGUCGCUGGUCCUUCAGAAGGUCAAACGGGAAAGCCGCGGACAUUACCAAUGCGUGGCUUCGAAUUCCGAAGGCGAAGCCGAGAGUGAUAAAAUACUCCUACGUGUCCACUACGCUCCCGUGUGCCGGAAGAAGCAGAACCUCGUUUAUGGAGUGGCCCGUGACGAAGAUGCUGAGAUCCCAUGUCACGUGGAAUCCGACCCACCUCCGACCGACUUCAAGUGGGCGCUCAACAAUUCUGUCGAACUGUUUGAUGUGAAGACUUUCAAUUUUAAUGGAACCAGAUCAGUCGUCACCUACAAACCGAGAUACGCAAAUUCCUACGGAACGUUGUACUGCUGGGCCAGCAAUCAAAUCGGUACUCAGAAGGAGCCCUGCGCAUACCACGUCGUUCCCGCAAGCCCGCCCGGACAACUGCGACAGUGUCAAGCGGCGAACGAGACUUACAACACGAUCCUAGUUGAAUGCAAACCCGGAGAGCCGGGUGGCCUGCGGCAAUCCUUCCACCUUGAGAUUUUCAACUUUGCAUACGAGAAUCUCGAGUUCAAUCUAACGCAGCAGGACGCGCCCGUAUUCCAAGUCACCAACCUGGCUCCGAGUACCAGAUAUAUAUUUCUGCUCUACGCGGCCAACUCGAAAGGACGAUCCAAUACCAUAUCGUUCGUUUCGAGCACGACGGCUGCACCCGACGACGAUCUAUCGGAUUCGGAUCUACUGGCCAGUCUGAGUCCUGCUCUACUUUCGUUGAUCGCAGGAGUUAGUAUAUUAGUCGUGGUAGUGGUCAGCGUAAUUCUGAUCCUCAAACGUCGUGACUCGCAAGAGAAAGGGAACCCUCUUCAAACGAAUCUCAAUGAAAAGAACAGCGGGUCUUGUCGGAGUUUGAAAGCACCUCCGGAGGAAAUCCAGCUGACUCAAGUUCAAAAUAAAAAGCUCAUCACAUCUUUUACGCCGGACAAUUCACAAGAUUACGCGCACCAGGUGGCGGUGGAAACAACAAUUAGCUCUUGCUUAGGAGGGAACGACAUUUCCCUCGACGGCAGUGCUUGCUCGACGUCACCAAGACAGAGCGGUAACUGCACCGUUCUGACGUAUCCUCCAGAGCCCGCGACCAUGACUCUGGGCAGGAAUCAUGACGGAGGCUUCAUGAUCUCCCAGAAAGAUAUGUCGAUGCACAUGGCAACUUUACGGAAUCCGAGACAGAUGCGUCAACCGAUCGGAAACAAGAUGGAUUCGGCUUUGUUACGAUACGCUGAGUUGUCUCUGCCGAGGAACAACCAUCGAUUAUGUCCCGUUCGCAUCCGACAACAGGGUCUGAUGGCCAUGAGCCCAGUCGGGAGUCACCUGGGGCAAGGCAUGGAAGCAACGACACUUUUGCCGAGUCCAGACGUGGUUUUUGAUCGGCCACCGAUGCCACCUCUGCCGCAGCAUUUGGCCUUAGGAGGGAAGUGCGACAUCGACCUUCUGGAGGACGUGCAUACGCCCCUGCUAUCCGCGACCAGUGGUCUCCAGCAGCAUCAGCCCUUAGCAUCGAAUGGGGGUCAAAGCGGGCCAAUCCUCUCAUCGGAUGCCUCACAAGCAACUACUUCGGUCACUCAACGGUUGAUGGGUGGAACAACUAAACAUCCUUUGGAGCUGACCACAUCGUCCACGCCCGUGUGACUCAUUACGAUCAACUAGCGCCUCUGGAAUAGGUCUGAAGAUGUGGCACACGAGCCUUCUUCUCCGCAGCUUAACGGUUCCCCGAUUUAUGAUCGGAACCCGGAUUCACCGUCAUUGGAAGGAGACGUUCCCUGCCUCUCUCGGUGGAAGCCUCGCUCCCAGUCACACGUUGGCGCUGCGCGAGUCAGGAAUAGAGAGGGGGAAUGGAUGGUGGAAAAGCGACGCUCUUCACUUUGUUAAGCAAUUUGGUGGCAACAAUCAUCAACCAUCUCCAAGCAGAGACCUCG